Messenger RNA from Phytophthora sojae, 651 nucleotides. RefSeq lists its product as hypothetical. Lineage: Eukaryota; Oomycota; Peronosporomycetes; Peronosporales; Peronosporaceae. Gene Ontology annotation, molecular function: sugar transmembrane transporter activity. The transcript is spliced from 4 exons. The record is from RefSeq and is a predicted model, not a curated record. The coding region runs from base 1 to 651 and encodes 216 amino acids. Gene Ontology annotation, cellular component: membrane. Gene Ontology annotation, biological process: carbohydrate transport.
AUGGGCUUCUGGUACACGCUGCUCGGUGUGGCGACUGCUGUCGCUCAAGUGGUGCUCAAUCUGAGUCCCGUUCCCGAUAUUUCGCGUGUCCAUCGUCGCAAGCGGAUCGGCGAGCUGGCUGCGCUCCCGCUGGUCGCCAUGGUGGUCAACUGCCACUUUUGGUUGGUCUACGCUUACGUGACGGACAGUAUGUUCCCGCUCUUCACAACGCAAGUCUUUGGCCAGCUCGCUGCGAUCGUGUACAAUGCAGUCUAUUAUCGUUGGAGUGAGCCGGAGAAGCGCGAAGAGCUGCAGAAGCUGUACGCGUGGGCGUUCGCUGUGCACUUCGAAGUCGGGGCGUACCUCGGAUACGUCGGCAUCGUUAUCGACGUGUGGAUGUUCGCGUCCCCAUUGGGCACUCUGAAGCACGUCAUGGAGACCAAGCCCGCGGCUUCGAUCCCGAUCAACUUAAGCCUUAUGCUUUUUUGUGUCGACGUCGCGAUCGUGUUCUACAUGAUCUACCGCCCAACCGGAGACGAGGACGUGGUUCAAGAUCUAGAUCAUAGCGAGGUGUCUGUUGUUGUCGCCUCGCCGAGCGCCAAGUGUGCGGUCUCCAUCCAGAGCCCGAUGUAUAAGAUUCUGGCGUCACCAACGACCUGCAACACCGAGUGA